Molecule: messenger RNA, 1479 nt
Organism: Entamoeba invadens IP1
Lineage: Eukaryota; Evosea; Mastigamoebida; Endamoebidae
Product: sumo ligase, putative
Exons: 1
Coding region: 1-1479 (492 amino acids)
Biological process (GO): protein sumoylation
Molecular function (GO): SUMO ligase activity; zinc ion binding
Source: RefSeq, a predicted model, not a curated record
AUGAAAUCGACCCCGAAACUGAAACUAAAGCCAGAGGACAUAGGAUUCAUCAUUGCUCCGACAUUCCACGUGAAAAGCAUAAAUUUGAAUGAGUCGUUGAUACAACGCACUUCCAAAUGCUAUGCUCUGUCUAUUAAUAUCACGUUUCCGCCGUUCGAUUAUGAUUCGUACGAUAUACACCAGAGCAAGGUACUUCGCUACAAACAACUUUACGAAUCAACAACUCGCAAACACCGCAUGCAAGUCCUUAUUGUCGACAAAUCAUUACACGUGAUUCAUCCCUCUUCGGUUGGUUUGAAGAUCAACGGGUAUACCACUUUGACAGAUGUGUUUGGGAAGAUCCCAACGCGUGGCACACCAUUCAUAGAGGGUAUCGAUAUCACAGAUUAUUUAGUGAAAGGAAACAAUGUGGUGACCGUCGAGACGUCAUACCCGGAUACAUAUUGUGUGAUCUAUGAAGGCAUUGCGAUGACCAUCACUCAGACUAUGCAACGAAUAUUACGUACAUUGCCGAAGGAAUAUUAUUCCCAACCGCUUGACAUUGAUUUGAAUAACAACAACGAAGACGAAGAAGAAGAUGUGGUCGAGGAGCAACAAGUUCUUAGUUUAAGAUGUCCGAUAUCGUUCACACGUAUUAAGAUACCCGUACGAGGGAAGAGGUGCACCCACCAACGAACAUUUGAUCUCAAAAGUUUCUUACAAACAGCACAAAAGGCGGGGUACUACUCGUGUCCUCUCUGUUCUGAGUCGAUACAACCAAUUGACUUAGUCAUUGACUUGCAGAUGGAACACAUCAUCAAAGAUUUGACUGGACAACCGGACAUAGAAGAAGUCAUUGUACUUCCUGAUGGGAAAGUUAAACCGAAAGAAGCGGAGAAGUUAGAAAGCGACGACGACGAUGAAGAGAAGAAACUGUUAGAAAAAGGGCGGGAGAGAAGAACCAAGAGAGACGAAGAGAUGAAAAGCACGUAUGGUACAAAUUAUGGUACGUUCAAUACAUCACAUCCACAACAAAAUUUCGAGGAAGGUGGAUAUAACCCAUUUUAUCAGUACGGAGUACCUGUGCCGUAUGGGCAACAAAUUAACAUCACAAACACACAACAAUACUUCUUACCAACUCAAUAUCAAUUACCACCUUAUCAACGAUAUCAAGACAAUUUACCCCCUCUAUCACCUCCACAACAACAAAGUUUACCUCCUGGAAGGUAUGAACAAUUCAAUGAUGGGAGAUACUCGAUACCAAACGGAAUAUCUCCACAACGAAUGUAUCAAAGAUUCCCUCUGAAUAAUCUCACACAACAAAAUGUUGUGAAUACUCAAACACCACAAAACGUACCGAGUGAUCGACAUGUAAACAGAAGACUGUUAAUUCUACCACAACAAAGAACCACUCAAACACAGACAACAACAAGAACGAGAACAAACACUCAAGUGGAGUUGAACGGAAUUGGGUCGAAAGAAUCACCAAUUUGCUUAUAA